AUGAAAGUCUCCAGUGCUCCCAAUAAUGAGUUCCGCAUUUGUUACAUUUUUUUUGUCGCAGUUUUUGUCCACUUUCACGUUACCGUUAAUGGCGUGUCAAAAUGUUAUUUCUGUCAAGAUUCAUGUCAGGAGCCUCCACAAACCGUAGAUUGUCCUCCUGGUGGGCGCUGUAUGGCUAAUGGAGUCAUCUAUGACAGUGAACACCGAAUCCAACAAAGAACAUGCAUUGUUGCCAACAGCACACUCGAGGAGAAAUGCGCCAAACUCAAUCAGACUAAAGAUGCAUUUUGUUAUUUUUGCGACACUGAGCUUUGUAAUUCUAAAGGAUUCUAAAUCGAGAUUCUAAAUAAAAUUGUUGGUAAAAUAAGCCAAAAUAACAACUUUGUACGUUGCGUAAGGUUAAAUUAAUUUUUCUUUACAAAUGUAACAAGAUCUGUUUUGUUUAUCCAGCUUGUCACAAUUUUCUUAUCAAUCGUAUUACGAAUGUUCACACAUUUUUUAAAUUUGACGUCGCAAAAACCUGGAAAUAAAAUUUUUAGAUGUU
Molecule: messenger RNA, 544 nt
Organism: Tribolium madens (black flour beetle)
Lineage: Eukaryota; Metazoa; Arthropoda; Insecta; Coleoptera; Tenebrionidae
Exons: 4
Coding region: 1-333 (110 amino acids)
Source: RefSeq, a predicted model, not a curated record